UCUCCAGAUUUUCUCACCAUCCAAACACCUCUCCCUGGCGCACACACUCUAGGGUUUUUAACUAUUCUUUUGGUCUGUGUAUUUACAAAAUUCUUCCAUUUUCUUACUUUCCCGGCGAACAAACGACGUCGGAGCGGGCCAAAGACUGUGAAGAAAGGUAAGUUUCUCAUCCAUCGAGCCCUUAAGGACUCGAUUUUUGGACUUUCGAGUUUGUCUUAGAUGAUUUCUGUAGUGAGAAAAGGAUAUUGAGAAUGAUAGAAAUUCUUAUAUGUAUGAGAUAAUCAAGCAGUUGAUGGGGUUUCAGGUGCGUUAAUCGGUAUGGAGGGGCGUGUAUGAAAUUGGAAGAGUUUAAUGAGGUUGAAGCUUCAUUGAUGGAGCACGAUUUGGAACUUGCGGGUAGUGGAGGGGGUGAUGGUAGUUCUAGGGUUUCGAAUAAUGAAAGAUCCGAAGAGGUGGGGGUUAGGGUAUGGAACGAGAGUGAUGGGACUGUAAAUAAAGAAACCGAAUCUAGGGUUUUGGAAUUGAGAGAUGGAGCGGGAACUAAUGAUGUAAUUGAAUUGGGAAGUAAUCGACUUGAUGGCAUAAAUGAUGAUGUUGGUAUGCAGAAUAAUGAAGUCGAGGUGCAAAUCCAUAGAUUUGAUGGCGAAGAUGAGAGAAUGGAGCAAACUUUGGUGAAGAUUGACAGGAACUUAGAGGCAGAGAAGUUCAAUGCUUCACACUAUAAGUCCUUGCUGUCUGAGUUUGAUGAUUUUGUUGCCAACGAAAAGGUGUGUACGGGAACAUCUUGGGCAAUGAGCUAUGGCUUUGAGGUGGGUGAUAUGGCUACAGUAUUUUCACUUCGUAAGGCACUUUUUGAAGAGUAUGAUGAGACGUAUGCACAGGCUUUUGGGGUACAGCCUUCACGGCCUUCGGUUAAUGUACCAGAUCAACUGGUUAAACAACCAUCUCGAGCUCCUUUGAGUGGUCCACUCGUCAUUGCAGAAGCUCUGGGUAGUGGGAAGAGCUCUAAAAAAUCUAUGAAAGUUAAGGAAAACUUAAAAAGGGACAGAUAUCUUUUUAAGCGAAGGGAUGAACCAAGUUACCUGAGUACAGAUCAGUUAGACCAGGGGCAAUUAAAUUUAUCAUCCCCACCAGCUUAUGUGGAAGGACCCUCGACUGGGGAUUAUGUGUUGCAGAAGAGGGCGCCAGCAUGUCAAAUUCCAGUUAGACAUGAACAGGCUGGGUAUUCCAGCAAGGAUGGUGCUGAUAUAAGCAGUUAUAAUCCUAUUAAUGAAAUUCAAACUGUAGAUCAUGCCUUAGCAUAUAGUAAUUUCUCUACCCAGAGUGCUUCCCCUGAAGCAAAGCUUUCUGUUGACACAGAGAAUUGGGCCAUGGAUGAAGUUAAAAAAGAGAGAAUGGCACUGGACAUGGAUGUGGGCCCGCCAAUUGGAGGUUCACUUGAGAUGCCUGGGAAUGGAGGUGUAGCUAUGGUUUCCUAUAACUAUGGGGAGAUUGGAAAAUUGUUCAGGUCAACUGAAGGCUAUCAGCAUUCUUCUGGAAACGUAGAAUAUGGCCAGGGAUUGGACCAAAUAAGAGGUGGUUGCAUGGGUUUGCAUCCUUUAUCAAUUGGAGAAAAGCAGUCUGGUGAAGUGAGCGCUGAUGUUGGAGUAAAAAAGGAGAGUGCACCUAAACGGCCAUUUGGGGACUUGAUAUAUGAAAACUCUGCUUUUUUGGAGCAGAAGAAAAAGAAAAAGAAGAAAGACUGUGGAUUAGAACUAAACUCUGAUUAUCCACUGCAGAAGAAGAGUUUAGCCUCUGGAAAUGGUGCUACCAUGGGGAGUAUGGCUGGUAAAUCUAACCAGUUCAGUUCUGCUCCUAGAGAGGAUUCUUGGGUAGAUGUCCAGAAGAAAGAUGUUGGCUCCUCGAAUUCCUUAUCUAAUUCAAUGGGGACAUUUCCAACACCAGGAAUUGGAAACAAUACUGUUGAGCUUACACAAUUAUUGAGUGAUUUGCAAGCUAUUGCCCUUGAUCCCUUUUAUGGUGUGGAAAGAAAUACGCCAGCAAUCAUUAGACACUGCUUCUUACGUUUCCGAUCCCUUGUUUACCAGAAAAGCUUGGUAUUCUCACCGCCACCUGAUUAUGAGUCUGUUGAAGUUCACACCAUAAGAUCUCCUUGUACUACUGGGGCUUUGGAGGGUACUACUAGUGACAAUGUGAAGGAUGUGACACAUUCAAAACCUUUAAAAGCAGUGAGAACAGAGGACCCAACAAAAUCUGGACGAAAGCGUCUCCCAUCAGAUCGUCAGGAAGAAAUGGCAGCCAAAAGGGUGAAGAAGAUUGAUAGGGUGAAAGCCUUGACAGUGAAAAAGGUCACUCAAAGUCAAAGGCUCGUUGAAGCCCCAAAAGCAGAGGGAAAAGAACAAGGCAGCUUAGUCGCCCCAGUGAAAUCAGUUAAACCAUUGCCUGUAAGGAAAAUGGAACCUACAGCCAGGGUGGCUGUGGAGCCUACAGCCAGGGCUGCAGUGGAGCCUACCAUGCUGGUGAUGAAGUUCCCUCCUUGUACAUCUCUUCCUUCUGUAGCAGAGCUGAAGGCAAAGUUUGGUCGUUUCAGGUCACUAGAUCAGUCGGCCAUCCGAGUAUUUUGGAAAUCCUCAACUGUCCGUGUUGUGUUCAGGCACAAAGCUGAUGCAGAGGCUGCAUUCAAAUAUGUCAAAGGAAACACUUCCUUGUUUGGGAAUGUGGAAGUGACGUCCUACCUACGAACCAUGGAAGCUCCUGUGCAGGAAGGACCUGAAUCCAACAAGCCCAGGGCAGACGACACUCAGACAGACCCCUUGCGAAUUCGAGAGGCAGCCGUAGAACUGCGACUGGCUGCAGCAGUCCCAUCGCAGCCUAUUCCGCAGGCAAUUGUCCAACUCAAGUCCUGCCUGAAGAAGCCAACAGCAGAAGAUUCAGGGCAGGUAAUUGCGGGUAGUGGCAAUAGAGGAACCACCCGUGUAAAAUUCAUGUUGGGUGGGGAAGAAAGUAAUAGGGGAGAUCAAUUGAAUAGAAACAACUUCAACAACAACAACAACAACAAUCCUAGUUUUGCUGACGGUGCUGCAUCUUCUUCUUCUAUUGCAAUGGAAUUUAAUAGAAACAACUUUCAAAAGGUCAUUCCUCCAUCUCCAUCCCCUGUUCUUCAUACCCUCCCUCCUCUGCAAUUCCCAAAACCCCCACUUAACAACUUGCAUCUUCAUCAUCAUCAUCAUCAUCAUCAUCAUCAUCAUAACAGUGAUGUAUCAAUAGGACCCAGAAAUUCUCAAAAUGUCGUUGUUAAUCCCCAAAUUGCUCCGACACCACCCGUAACGGUUGAUAUUUCGCAGCAGAUGCUAAGCCUCUUGACAAGGUGUAAUGACCUCGUAUCGAAUGUCACGGGCAUGUUAGGCUACGUGCCUUACCACCCUCUUUAACGAGCCUGCUGGCUCUCUAGCACGACCCAUAAAACAGCCCAUUUCGCCGUUUUUACGUGAAUAAAAAUGGCAUCCGGAUGGGGAGGGGUUCUUGUUGCAGAGGUCUAAGAUUUUUUUUUUUUCUUUUCCUUUUUGAGUUGAAAAGAUCAAAAAAGAAUUAGAAGCCAAAUGGUAAAAUUCUAUGGUGAAAGCAAAAGUGGGGUUGGUUAUAUAUGUAGUUUUUUUUUUUUCUUUCUUUUUGAAAGUGGAUAGUGCAAAAAUGUAGUGAUAUUGAUAGUACCACAUUAUAUUUAUUUGCUCCUCCCUCCUCUUCCUCUUUAGCUGCCCAACUACACUGUGCUCUUACCUCUGUUUAUGGAGUUGCUUCUUUCAAAUGUAA
Messenger RNA from Carica papaya (papaya), 3810 nucleotides. The record is from RefSeq and is a predicted model, not a curated record. Lineage: Eukaryota; Viridiplantae; Streptophyta; Magnoliopsida; Brassicales; Caricaceae.